GUAGAACACCUACACCAGGGCACACACGGUCACAUGCAAGUUACCUGAGGGAGUGAGUACUUGGUCCCGCAAGACGAAACCGGACUGGAUUAAGAGGGUAGAAGAAACAUGGAUGUUGAGAAGAGGGCCAAGUCGAGGGGAGGUGGAUAUGGAGGGAGAUAUGUGGUGCCAACAGUGGAGCUGAGGGGUUGGUUAAUCAACGAGCAGCGAGUGGAGGAGGUGCAGCUGGCGGGGCUUGAAGAAGAUCGGGAAGAAGACGAGAGUCACAAGGGGGAGUUGGACAGUAAGAAGGAACAGGAAGAAGAUCAGCAAUCCGGGCAGCAAGAGGAGGUAUCAGGGACGGAACCUGUGCAUGCAGUUGAGGAAGAACACGACAGUCGACGGCAGCAAAGCAAGCAGCAAGAGGCAACAUCCGGGGACGAAUCGGUACAAGGUAGGGGGGGGGCAGAGGAGAACCAACACCAAGAAGGACAGCAGCAGAACCUGCUAAGCGAGCUGGCACGACAAGAACAAGCGGAAACGGGACUGAAGGCCAUCUUGAGGGAGGGGGAAUGCUACAUCUGUCCCAUCGUUUUCUGGCGAACAGUACAAGGAAUUCAAAUGUUGAUGGACGGAGUGACAGAGGUACCGAUCUUCAGUGUCAACAAGCUCCCAGUGGAGCAGUGUGUUCUCAGUAACGAGACUAAACUGUCUGAGCAAAAGACGGCCACGCCGACGUUAUGGUGGACGGGUCACCAGGUAUGGGCACCGGCACAGGGUACGAAGGGAGGAGUGUGUAUCUUCGUAUCCCCCCACUUCAGAGGAGAGGUAAAAGACAAGUAUCACGAUUCAAGGGGACGAUGGACGUGGCUGGUCCUUCAGUGGGGGGAAGAGGUGUGGGGGGUUGUCACGGUGUACGGCCCGAAGGAGAUUGGUGCACGACAAAGGUUGUGGGAAAGGCUGCCGACAUUGGUGCCGGACGUGGAAAAAACCAUCAUAACAGGGGAUUAUAACUCCAUUACCGAUCCGCUGUUGGAUGCAGCAUCGACCAGGAAUCUAGACGCUGGCUUGCUGACGCUUCUCAACAGCAUGAUAAGCUUAGGGUGUACGGAUGCGUAUAGGACCCUGUACCCGCAAGACAAGUCCUGCACGUUCUGGGGAAACACAACGUCCAGAAGAAGCAAAAUUGACAUGAUAUGGGCGACCUCAGCGCUCAAUGACACACUGGAGCAGAUACAAACUAGUCCAGUGGUCGUGUCAGGCCACUAUGCGGUGAUAGUAACUUAUCCCGUGGGUAAACUGGAGAUGGGACAUCCCGAAAUGGGUGUUCAAAAGCGUAGAGUUCAGGCUGCUGGUCGCACAAUUUUGGGAGCACUGAGUACAGUAGUGCCCACAAGAAGAACUGCUGGAACAUGUGGCUACGGCGACCCAAGACUUGCAGGCAAUAUUGUUAAAGCACCUGUGUUGCAGCUACUUAGCCCACCAGCGAAUGGGUGAAUAAUACAUGCAUAAACUGAAAGAGUUAAAUGGGGGUCAGAUUAGGGAGCAAACAACGGAUGAAUGGUGGGCGGAAAGGAUGGAGGCAGCCAGAGGAUUGAGGGAAUGGCAAAGAGAAGAAGUGCUCAAAUGGGGGAGGGGAACAAAGGAAUUAUGGAUAG
This is a messenger RNA of Chara braunii, 1637 nucleotides long. The record is from the annotation of a GenBank genome assembly. Lineage: Eukaryota; Viridiplantae; Streptophyta; Charophyceae; Charales; Characeae.